Molecule: messenger RNA, 1215 nt
Organism: Colletotrichum spaethianum
Lineage: Eukaryota; Fungi; Ascomycota; Sordariomycetes; Glomerellales; Glomerellaceae
Exons: 1
Coding region: 1-1215 (404 amino acids)
Source: RefSeq, a predicted model, not a curated record
AUGGCGCUUCUGAGUCUAUUUCCCCUCAGUUCAGAGGGAUGGAAGCUGCUCAUCGGACUCUUCGCUCUUUUGUCCGCAGGUAUCCUCUCGCGAUCUCUCGGCGCCUUGCGACGAAGGAAGCGCGCCACUUAUGGCAACAAGUCAGUUACAAAAAGCCAUGGAAGGCUCAAACAGGACUCCGAUUCAUGGCAAAUGCCUAUCCCCAAUCCUUACCCCGACUGGUCCAUCGAAGAAACAAAGCCACUCCCUUAUCGCGCGUUUCGAUAUGGUCCGAAGUACAACGUCACGAUGGGGCUUCGCUCCAUUCAUCCAGAAGAAUGGAUUGAACUCGAUAACCACUUUCCCAAAUAUCAUGCCGACAAGACAGCUCGGAUCCGGGAGAGAGCCGAGAAAUGCUAUGGGACUGCCCCCGAGGCCUAUCCAGCAGCUAUGGAGCUAUUAGAGGAGCUGGUUCAGUAUCUGCCUGCACGAUACCCUACGCUCUUCAAACGGACUGCUGUGGGAAUCGACAAUAAAUGGUCCGGAGAGUCUUUUAACAUCGUUGAGACCCCUCUCAAAGAGGACCCUAUGGCUAUAGCUGCCAAGCUGGUCCAGGACGACCUCGCCAUCAUGAUGGAGCGACCAGAUGGUAAAUACUACCUUCUUGCCGGGGCCAUCCUCCUUGCGGGCUUUUGGAGGCUGAGCGACAAGUUUGGCAUGUCUCUCGAGGAAAUUCAUACUUCAGGCGACGUGCCUCAUUACAAGGAAAAGCUACACAACGGCAUGUCCAGCUUCUUCAAGCGUCUACGCUGCGACCAGGUUUACUCUCGCAACAAUUACUUCAUUCAAGUUGACGACUCGCUGCCUUGGAGCUGGAGUAUCGGUGAAGAAGAUAGUCCGGUUGUCAGCUGGAGUACAGCUGAGAAAAACAGGGCUAUCGAGCAUCACUACUUUCGCUCGGAGAGACAAUCUUUACGUCGACUUCCUAAGAGUAAGGCGAUUGUAUUUACGAUUCGCACCUACUUCCAUCCCAUCACAGAGUUAGCUUCAGAGAAGUACGUUCCUGGCAGGCUGGCAAGCGCGAUACGCAGCUGGGACGAGAAAGUUGCCGAUUACAAGGGACGAGAAAAAUACGAGACAGUGUUAUUGGAGUAUCUUGACAGCGAGCAUCAAAAGCAACUGGCUCAAGGGUUGGACUUGGAAAAGGAGGACGAAGUUCGACGGUAUCCAUGGUGA